Myiozetetes cayanensis is the source of this 2043-nucleotide messenger RNA. Its product is annotated as ras-related GTP-binding protein A. Lineage: Eukaryota; Metazoa; Chordata; Aves; Passeriformes; Tyrannidae. The record is from RefSeq and is a predicted model, not a curated record. Gene Ontology annotation, biological process: cellular response to starvation; cellular response to amino acid stimulus; regulation of autophagy. Bases 751 to 1656 code for a protein of 301 amino acids. Gene Ontology annotation, molecular function: GTPase activity; GTP binding. Gene Ontology annotation, cellular component: Gtr1-Gtr2 GTPase complex; nucleus; lysosome. The transcript is spliced from 9 exons.
CCAUCUGGGAAUGUCACUGUUUGUUGUGUCUGUCCCUCUGGGGCUCAGGUGCCUUGGAAGGCUCUUGGAAUCAGUGGCUGCAUCAAGUGCCAGACAUUAAAAUUGGGUUAAUUCCUGGCUGAUUGCAGGGCCAUCCACCAGAACUAUGAGCAACUGUUUCUGGGGUGUGUUGCAAAACCCUCUGCAAACCCCUGUGCUCAGCGUGGGGGAAGAGGAUCUGCUCCAACCCACUUCCUUGGCCUUUCCAAGAGGGCCCUUCCAAGGGGAGAGCCUUCCAAGUUGUCCCAGGAGCUCGGUGGGGAGCCCAUAAUUCGCUCAGGGCUCCUUGGAGCUUGGAAUUUAAGCCUUGGGGAAGGAGCAGCUCCUCUGGGAAUUGAAGGGGUGGGUGUAUUCCAGCAGAAGCACAUCCAAAGCUGUUAAAGGGGCUGUGUAGGGAAUAGGUGGCUGGUUUUCCGUGGUGUGCUAGGAUUGGGUUUCCUGCCUGCUGGUUGAUCCCUUUGCAAGGCCUCUGCAGCCCAAAACUUGGGCUUUGGGUUUGUCUGUGGGCUGAAUGGAAUUCCUGGCUGUGGUGUUUGUGCUGGUGCUGUGAAAUGAGUGCUGUGCUGCCUUCCCUGGGUUGAGCUCAGGGGACAGCACAGCCUCCCUCUCUCAGGGACAGGCCUUGUUCCCAAAUCCUGGAGGCUUGGCCAAGGGCUCUCUCAGCCUGUGAGGAGCUGCAGGAACGACUGGAGUAAGCAGGAGGUGCUGCUGAUGGGUAAAAGUGGGUCUGGGAAGACCAGCAUGAGAUCCAUCAUCUUUGCCAACUACAUCGCCCGGGACACGCGGCGCCUGGGGGCCACCAUUGAUGUGGAGCAUUCCCAUGUCAGAUUCCUGGGAAACCUGGUGUUAAACCUGUGGGACUGUGGAGGGCAGGACACCUUCAUGGAGAACUACUUCACCAGCCAGAGGGACAACAUCUUCCGCAACGUGGAGGUUCUCAUCUACGUGUUCGACGUGGAGAGCCGCGAGCUGGAGAAGGACAUGCACUACUACCAGUCCUGCCUGGAGGCCAUUCUGCAGAACUCCCCCGAUGCCAAGAUCUUCUGCCUGGUGCACAAGAUGGACUUGGUGCAGGAGGACCAGCGGGAUCUGAUUUUUAAGGAGCGUGAGGAGGACUUGAAACGCCUCUCCCGGCCCUUGGAAUGUGUUUGUUUUAGAACCUCCAUCUGGGAUGAAACCCUUUACAAGGCCUGGUCCAGCAUCGUGUACCAGCUGAUCCCCAACGUGCAGCAGCUGGAGAUGAACCUGAGGAACUUUGCUCAGAUCAUUGAGGCAGAUGAAGUGCUGCUGUUUGAGAGAGCCACGUUCCUGGUCAUCUCUCACUAUCAGUGCAAAGAGCAGAGGGAUGUCCACAGGUUUGAGAAAAUCAGCAACAUCAUCAAACAAUUCAAGCUGAGCUGCAGUAAGCUGGCAGCCUCUUUCCAGAGCAUGGAGGUCAGGAACUCUAACUUUGCUGCUUUCAUUGACAUCUUUACAUCCAACACAUAUGUGAUGGUGGUGAUGUCAGACCCUUCCAUACCUUCCGCGGCCACGCUGAUCAACAUCCGCAAUGCCAGGAAGCACUUUGAGAAGCUGGAGAGGGUGGAUGGCCCAAAGCACAGCCUGCUCAUGCGCUGAGCCCAGCCUUUGGGGGCAGGAAGCGUGGAUUGGGACUACUUUUUAGGAGAAUCUAACACUGUCGAUGUCUUUGUUGGGCUUUAUGAGUGUGCUGCUUUGUUUUCUCUCCUUUCACGUCGGACACUAGAGGCUCAGAGGAUGUCUGGAUACACUGCGGACCUUCAGAGCCUUCCCUGGCACCCGUGGGCUUGGGAAGGAGGCAGGACAGGUGAUGUGCCCAUGGGCUGGUGCUCCCAGGUGGAUGUUUGGCUGCCAGGAGGAUAUUUUAAGUCCCAGGAAUAUGGAGUAUUUACUGGUUUCUUGGUCGGUUGCUGGAAUAAGUUUAUAAAUUUCUCCUUAUCUUCGGUCAUGAAAAUAAAUUUUUGCUACCAGGGAUUUCAGAUCCUA